Messenger RNA from Rattus norvegicus (Norway rat), 2878 nucleotides. It is a transcript of the gene Parp12, whose product is annotated as poly (ADP-ribose) polymerase family, member 12. The record is from RefSeq and is a predicted model, not a curated record. Gene Ontology annotation, biological process: protein auto-ADP-ribosylation; transepithelial transport. Gene Ontology annotation, cellular component: cytoplasm; trans-Golgi network; cytoplasmic stress granule. Lineage: Eukaryota; Metazoa; Chordata; Mammalia; Rodentia; Muridae. Gene Ontology annotation, molecular function: glycosyltransferase activity; NAD+ poly-ADP-ribosyltransferase activity; transferase activity.
AAAUACGUGCAUAAUCUUUAUUCAGAAGGGGGAAGGGAAGAAGGAUCGGCCCCUUUAAAGGCCGUACCUACCCAUUCCUUUUGGAAAUGCGGAAUCUACUACUAAAGCCGAAUCUAGAGGACCAUUUAGGCCGGUCUUGCAAUUCCGAGUGACUGUUUCCGUUUGUUCCCGGGUGAGGUGGGGUGGGACCAGGUCGGUCGUCCCGCUUCCGUGGGCCGCCUGCCAAGCCCGCUUUUGCUCGGGCGACUUCAGAGCCCCCUGAACGCGCCGCAGCGCAGGCAGACGCGCCAACCGGCCGCAACCGGCCAGCGCCGUCUGGAAACUUCUCUCAGCUUCUCGAGAUCGAGGCUGCUGACUGAACCCCGGCGUCCCUCGGGCCUAGCUAAACGCGCCACUCGCCUCCCAGGGCGCUGCCUCGAAGGGAGCGGCCGCUUCUCCCUCAGACUCCUGUCCCGCCCUGUGAGGACCCGCGACCCGCAUCUCCGACCGCGCGACGCCUCAAAGGCACACCGGGUCGCUCAGUGUGCGCGCGCCGGCCGCCGUCGAGUCGCGCGGUCCCCAGCUGCGGGCCCUUAGACGAGGGCGCCGGCACCUCAGCUGUGGCCCGGGGGCGUGGCAAGGCCCCACUGCUUCUGUUUUCCCAGCUGGGGCCGGCUUUCGGUUUCGUUUCCUUCCAGCGAAACAGUGGGGCUGGGCCUGUGAACAACGCUGUCGUCCGUGCUAAGCCUCGGUCCGACAGCCAUGGCCCAGGCCGCGGUGGCGGUGGCAGAGGUGACCCAGUUGCUGUGCGCGGCGGGGGGCGCCUUGGAGUUGGCGGAGCUGAGGCGCCGCUUGCGAACCAGCCUGGGCGCCGACGCGCUGGAGCGGCUGCUGCGGGACCGCGGGCGCUUCGUGGUGGCCUCGCGGGAGGGCACGGGCCCGGCGACCGCGGCGGCGGCGGCCUCGGAGCGCGUGGUAGUGGCUGUGUCGUCGCUGCGUCUGUGCCGCGCGCACCAGGGCCCCAAGCAGGGCUGCACCGGGCUCUGCGCGCAGUUGCAUCUCUGCAAGUUUCUCAUCUACGGUAACUGCAAGUUCCUGAGGACCGGGAAGAACUGUAGGAAUGGUCACAACUUGAAGACUGAUCACAACCUGAGUGUGCUGAGGACUCAUGGUAUUGACCACCUCACGUAUACUGAGCUUUGCCAACUCUUACUUCAGAAUGACCCUUCGCUUUUACCAGAUAUCUGCCUACACUAUAACAAAGGUGAUGGACACUUCGGCUCUUGCUCCUUCCAGAAGCAGUGCAUUAAACUCCAUAUCUGCCAGUACUUCUUACAGGGAGAGUGCAAGUUUGGCACUAGCUGUAAGAGGUCCCACGAGUUCACUAACUCAGAGAAUCUGGAGAAAUUAGAAAAGUUGGGUUUAAGUUCUGACCUGGUGAGCAGGCUACUCUCUACUUACCGGAAUGCAUAUGACAUCAAGAAUAAGGGCUCAGCCCUCAGCAAAGUGUCCUCUUCUCCUGCAGGCCCACAGGGGACUUCUGAAAGAAAAGACAGUUCAGUGUCCCCAGGCACUCUUAGCCAGGAGGAGAGUGAGCAGAUUUGCUUGUACCAUAUUCGGAAGAGUUGUAGCUUCCAAGAUAAGUGCCAUCGGGUACAUUUUCAUUUGCCAUAUCGGUGGCAAUUCUUGGAUGGAGGUGAAUGGAAGGAUCUGGACAACAUGGAGCUUAUUGAAAAUGCUUAUUGCAAUCCCAGUAAAGACAGGAUUGUAUACACAGAGUCAGCCGCUGGCUUCCACUUUGAUAAUCUGGACUUUAACUCCAUGAAGCUUGGUCACACUCUGGCUCGCCGACUCUCCACAGCUUCCUCGGUCACCAAGCCCCCACACUUCAUCCUCACUACUGAGUGGGCUUGGUACUGGAUGGAUGAGUUUGGUUCUUGGCAGGAGUACGGACGACAGGGCACAGGGCACCCUGUGACCACCAUCAGCAGCAGUGAUGUGGAAAAGGCUUACUUGUCAUUCUGUGUUCCGGGGGCUGAUGCCCAGGCAGCCAUCUUGAAGUUCCAGGCUGGAAAGCACAACUAUGAGUUAGACUUCAAAGCCUUUCUGCAGAAGAACCUUGUGUAUGGCACUGUCAGAAAGGUUUGUCGCAGACCCAAGUAUGUGUCUCCCCAGGAUGUGCAGAUGAAGCAGUCCUGCAAUACUAAGUUACACGGCACGAAGAGCAUUCCAGACUACUGGGACCCUGCAGCCCUGCCGGACCUGGGAUUUAAGAGGAUCACUCUGAGUUCCUCCUCAGAAGAGUAUCAGAAGGUAUGGAACCUCUUCAACCGUACACUACCUUUCUACUUUGUUCAGAAGAUCGAGCGGAUCCAGAACCUGGGCCUGUGGGAAGUCUACCAGUGGCAGAAAGGCCAGAUGCAGAAGCAGAAUGGGGGGAAGGAAGUAGAUGAGAGGCAGCUGUUUCAUGGGACUAGCACCAACUUCGUGGACGCCAUCUGCCAGCAGAACUUUGACUGGCGGGUCUGUGGUCUGCACGGUACAUCCUAUGGCAAAGCGCAUACCAGCUGCCUGCAAGUCCCGUGGGAGGAAAUCUGGAUAUAAAUCACGAAGAAGGAGGAUUGGACAUCAGGUUACUUGUGGCUCCUCAGAAAGCCACAGGAAGGCCGUAGACUUCAGUCUUCAUGCUAGCAUCAGAAGAGCAAGAAGGAAGCCCUUGAAUUACUGAGCUGAUCUGGGUCAAGAGACCCUCAACUGCCUGGCAGCAACUUCGGGUGUUUGCUUCUGGGCCUGCGCAUUUUGGAUUAUAUCUGUACAUACACCUGUCACGUUUGUGGUUUGAAACAUCCCUUUCAGCUACCCUCAAAUCAUAAGCUUCUCUCAAAAAUGACAAAAGCCA